Molecule: messenger RNA, 726 nt
Organism: Gryllus bimaculatus (two-spotted cricket)
Lineage: Eukaryota; Metazoa; Arthropoda; Insecta; Orthoptera; Gryllidae
Source: the annotation of a GenBank genome assembly
AUGUCAUGCAAAGAUAAAAUUCUGAUUUCAGUAAGUCCAGAAACCAGACUCGCUAGUGUGCCUGAAUUUCAUGCAGAUGAAGCCACCAUGCACAUGAGCGACUCCCCUCUGCCUCGCCGGCCGGCUGCGCUGCCGCCCCGCCCAUCUCGCCUCCAGCGCGCGUCGCUCGCCACUGAGGGCCCGCCAUGCGCUCACGCCCCCACCGCGACGCCGCCACCGCCACCUCCACCUCCAGCUCCGCUCCCGCUCCUGAUUCCGCAGGCGCCGCCCUCGCCAACGCCGUCAGCUGAGAGCUCAAGCAGGCGCCGCCUCCACUCCCGUCCUCGUCCACGUCCUCUUCCGCCUCCGCCCUCAUCUCUGUUGAUCCGCUUCCUGUGCCUUUCCCCCACCGUCGGCGCAGGCCGCCUCAGCUCCAGCGCCCCUCCAGUCCCGCCCACCCUGCGGCUCGCGUCCCUCCGCCCCGCCUUGCGACGCGGCGAGUCUCCGCCUCCGCCUGCGCCGCCCCCGUCCCCGCCGUCGGCGAGUGAGCCGCCCCGGGGGAUGGACGCCUUCGCCUCCGUCUCCGCCCUCGCCUCCGCACCCGAUCGCGUGGACCCAGUCACCGCCGCCACUGCCGCCACCAUCGCCGCCGAUGUCUACUCUGCUGUCGGCGUUACAGCGCUGGCAGUCCUCGCUUGCUAGUGCGCCUUGUUAGACGGACGAUGGGCUCCCUUCGCCAGCUUUUGU